Molecule: messenger RNA, 1314 nt
Organism: Spea bombifrons (plains spadefoot toad)
Lineage: Eukaryota; Metazoa; Chordata; Amphibia; Anura; Pelobatidae
Product: vomeronasal type-2 receptor 26-like
Exons: 4
Coding region: 1-1314 (437 amino acids)
Biological process (GO): G protein-coupled receptor signaling pathway
Cellular component (GO): membrane
Molecular function (GO): G protein-coupled receptor activity
Source: RefSeq, a predicted model, not a curated record
AUGGAUAUUGAACACUUUCCAAAUAUCAGCUACGGAGCGACAGAUCCUCUUCUUACAAGCAAAGAACUCUACCCAUUUUUUUUCCAAACCCUUCCGAGUGACCGGGUCCAGUUUAACGCCAUUGUGAAACUUCUCAAACAUUUUGAGUGGAACUGGGUGGGUAUCCUCGCUUCAGAUGACGAUGUCGGAGAGAGACAGACUCGAGUACUGAAGAACAUGGGUGAAAUCCAUGGUAUAUGCUUUGAGUUCACACUAAAGAUGCCUCCAUUAGAUAAAUAUAAAAAGAUUCCUCGCUCUCGAUGUUCUGAAGAUUGUCCUCCUGGCUAUAGACGAGUUUUGCACAAAGGAAAGCACACCUGCUGCUUUGACUGCGUCCCCUGCUCGGAAGGAGAGAUCUCCAACACAACAGAUGGAGAAUCUUGCCAGAAAUGUCCUGAAGACCAAUGUCCAAAUGAGAAGAAGGAUAAAUGCGUUCCAAAACCCAUUGAAUUCUUGUCCUACGAAGAGGAUUCAGUUGCAUCAGUAUUUGGCUCUAUAUCAGUUUUCAUGUCUGUCAUAGCCUCCGUUAUUUUGGGGAUAUUUAUUUUAUACCAGGACACCCCCAUUGUCAGAGCUAAUAAUCAGAACCUCAGCUUCCUGCUCCUGGUCUGCCUCAUCCUGAGCUUCCUCUGUGUGUUUCUGUUCCUCGGUCGUCCUGAGGAUGUAACCUGCAUGCUGCGGCAAACUGCUUUUGGGAUCCUCUUCUCAUUAGCUGUGUCUUCUCUGUUGGCCAAGACCAUCAUGGUCUGCAUCGCUUUCAAAGCCACCAAACCCGGCAGCACUUGGAUGAAAUGGUUGGGAAUCAAAAUACCCAACGGUGUGGUGUUUAUUUGCUCAUUUAUUCAGGUUGUCAUUUGCAUCUGCUGGUUGUCUAUUUCUCCUCCAUUCUACGAAAUAAACACUCACUCCUCUCCUGGAAAGAUCGUUAUUCAGUGUAAUGAGGGGUCAGUAGUUGCCUUUUACACUGUCCUGGGGUACAUGGGCUUCCUGGCUGCUGUGAGUUUCGUUGUCGCUUUCCUGGCCAGAAAAUUACCGGACAGUUUUAAUGAAGCCAAAUACAUCACCUUCAGCAUGCUGAUCUUCUGUAACGUCUGGAUCUCUUUUAUCCCGGCUUAUAUGAGCGUUACGGGGAAAAACUCAGUCAUCGUUGAGAUUUUUGCUAUAUUAGCUUCCAGCGCUGGAAUUCUAUGCUGUAUAUUUUUUCCAAAAUGUUAUAUAAUUUUGAUGAAACCGAGCAUGAACACAAAGAGACAUUUACUAAAACAGGGGUUUUAG